Rana temporaria (common frog) is the source of this 896-nucleotide messenger RNA. Its product is annotated as ninjurin-2-like. The record is from RefSeq and is a predicted model, not a curated record. Bases 79 to 600 code for a protein of 173 amino acids. Lineage: Eukaryota; Metazoa; Chordata; Amphibia; Anura; Ranidae. Gene Ontology annotation, biological process: tissue regeneration; cell adhesion. The transcript is spliced from 5 exons. Gene Ontology annotation, cellular component: membrane.
AAAAAAAAAAAAGUGGAAUCACACAGCCGAUACAACGAGAAGGCAGAAUUCAGCUGAAACAGAGCUGAAAGGCAAGCCAUGACCUCAAUUUUUCACCGAGCGAUGCACAGGAGACUUUCCGAAGAUGACAGCCGCGAGUCCAGCGACGAAGAUCCGCUUUUCCAACCAGGUCCUCGCGAUGAAAUCCCGAUUAAUGUGAUACGGAACAUCAAUACCUUCGCCAGGACAAAGACGCUGGCCCAGGGUUUCCUGGAUAUGGCGCUCUUCACAGCCAAUGCCUCCCAAAUGAAACAUUUGCUCCAGCAAGGGCCCGAUACGCCAUUCUACUAUUUCCUCAUUACACUACUGUGUAUUUCCGUCAUCCUUCAGCUGAUUGUCGCCCCUCUCCUAAUCUACAAAGGAUCCAGGAACAUAGAAUGUGACGAUCCAGAGAGAAGGCUCAGUGACAGAGUGCACCUUCUGAAUAACAUUGUGACGGGGCUAAUCCUCAUUAUCACAGCUGUCAAUGUGUUCAUCACUGCGUUCUGGUUCUCUCCUCUUCACUCGACCCCUGAGGAUCGCAGCUUUCUCACCCUGGAAGCCGCCGCCGCCGAGUGUUAACGGAGCGCCGCGCAGAGAGCCGUAGACGUCUGCGGGAAGGCUGAAGUGUCUUGGACAAUCCUCGCCGAGUACAAUUACGGGCCUCACGCUGAGAUCAAGUCGCUGCUGGAAAAAUAAAAAUAGGAGCGGGAUAAGCAGUUGCUGGCUCAAGAUGGACGCGGUGCUGACUACGGCAAAGACGUGAAAGACAUUAAACAGAAUAAUUAUGAAUUUUGCUACAAUGUAACAUAAGUAACAUAUCUUAAAAUACUGUAGAAUUGUGCUCCUACUUCUAGUUUAAAGGACUGUUUACAACA